This is a messenger RNA of Apis cerana (Asiatic honeybee), 633 nucleotides long. RefSeq lists its product as uncharacterized. The record is from RefSeq and is a predicted model, not a curated record. NCBI's taxonomy places the organism in Eukaryota, Metazoa, Arthropoda, Insecta, Hymenoptera, Apidae. Gene Ontology annotation, molecular function: protein binding.
GUGCUGCUACAGCCGGCAAUGUUUCAGUCGUUUUUUGCCUCGACGGGUGAGUAUAGUUUCGCCUUCGUCGUCCCAGAGUCCGCGCGGACAGCCUGCCCGUUUCCUUUCACCUGCGUGAAUCAUGAAGUCGAUCGUUUUACUAGCGUUGGUGGUCGCGUGCGCCCUCGUUUUGGCCGAGACGGCGAGCACCUCUUCGUCUUCGACGAAACCGGUCAAAGAGCCCAAGGAGAUCAAGGAGGCCGCGACAGCUUCGAAGGACGUGAAGGCCGCCAAAGAGGCGGCGAAGAAGAAGAAGGACUGCGUCCGUGAAUGCGGCACAGCGUACGAGCCGAUUUGCGCCCACGAUCCGAACGACGCCGCGUCUAAACCGAGAACGUUCGGUACCGAGUGCGCUCUCAACGUUCACAACUGCGAGAUGGGGACAAAAUUGGUGGUGAAGAGCAAGGGCGAGUGUCCAGGAUCGGGCGGCGUGAGGCUCUCUUGAACGAAGGAUCACCUCACCUCGCAUCAUGCCGCUUCUCCGUGAUCGAGGGAAUACAAUGCUUGAGCAAUCUUAUGUAACGACGGGCUUGUGAUUCUGUUUAGCUUUAGAUUUAGCGAGUGUGAAAAUAAAAAGAAAUGGCAAGAAGAGAA